CGCCGACGACGACGACGACGACGACGACGACGACGACGACGACGACGAGGAGGAGGACGACGGCGACGACGACAACGACGACAACUACGAGUACAACAAGCAUCAGUGUUACACUUGCCGAUCAGCGGGCCUGUUGUCAACGUUGUUUAUCGUCGAGUUUGGUUAUCAAGUGUAAGGAGUUUAACAUUGACAACGACGUGGACUCAAUGAGAACUUGUCUUCUUUGUGAAAGGUUACAUGGAUCAUCGUCGAACGAUCGAGAUGAUUUCGAUCGGAUCGACGAUCCUUUUCCUUCUCUUCCUAUUCCAUCAUCAUCAUCAUCAUUAUCAUCAUCAUCAUCUUCUUCUUCUUCUUCCUCUUCUUAUUCGUAUUCUUCCUCCUCCUCUUCCUCCUCCUCCUCCUCCUCUUCUUCUUCUUCUUCUUCUUCAUCUUCCUCGUCGAAACAUUUUAAUUCGUAUUCGAAGUCGUCCAAGUAUUACGAAGUUUCGUCGAAGAGGAUUAGAAAGGACGAUAAGUGGAUAACGAGGGAGAAUAAUAAUUGUUGGGUCGAUAAUCCUGGACAAAAUUCGAGAUUGGCCUCGAGUGUUGUACGGUGGAAGAAUUUGUGUUAUUGGAGACUAGCUUUCAGUAUUGCCAUUUUCCUAGCUCUCAACUUCCCGCCUAGUACUUUGGCCGGUUUUCAAGGGAGAACCACGAUUGGUAACACCAAGAAAGACGGGGUGUGCCAAAGUAUAGACAUAAGAAACAGCGUGAAUCAAUUCACAAGACUGCAAGGAUGUCGAGUAGUCGAAGGAUUCGUCCAAAUUCUACUAAUCGAUCACGCCGACGAUUCGGCCUAUGCGAAUCUCACGUUUCCAGAUUUGGUAGAAAUAACAGAAUACCUCGUUUUAUACAGAGUAAAUGGACUACGAAGCGUCGGCCGUCUCUUUCCAAAUCUGACAGUGAUUCGAGGCCAUUCUCUAUUUAUCAAUUAUGCUCUAGUUGCAUUUGAGAUGAUGCACCUACAAGAAAUUGGUCUUCAUUCAUUGACUGAUAUUCUACGUGGUUCGGUUCGUUUCGAAAAGAAUCCAGCGCUUUGUUAUGUUGACACCAUCGAUUGGGAUAUCAUAGCCAAAGCUGGGAAAGGCGAACACGUCAUAUCGGGAAAUAAACCAAAGAAUGGCUGUCCGAUAUGUGAAAAAAAUUGUACCACUAGAUUGACCAAGCCUGAUGAAACGCUUUGCUGGAAUCGACAACACUGCCAACGAAUAUGUAAGAAAAAAUGUGGAGAAGAUUCGUGCGACGAGACAAAUGCUUGUUGUCAUUCGUCGUGUCUGGGAGGCUGUACAGGACCAACAGAGAAUAAUUGUAAAGUUUGUAAGAACGUGUUGGUUGGAGGUAGUCAUUGUCAAGAACGUUGUCCAAACGGUACAUAUGAGUUUAUGAAUCGUCGUUGUAUCGGAGAGGACGAAUGUCGUCAAAUGGUAAAGCCACGAGAGGCUUUGAGCAUCGUCAAAGAUAAUCCGUACAAACCGUUCAAUGGUAGUUGCAUCAUCGAAUGUCCUGCCGGUUAUAUGGACGAAGAGGUCAAUAACAAGACGUCUUGUAAGAAAUGUGAAGGUCCUUGUUUGAAGGAAUGCGCUGGUACUAGCGUAGACAGUAUCGCUUCUGCUCAGAAACUACGUGGUUGCACUCAUAUCACCGGUAGCCUCGAGAUUCAAAUAAGAGGCGGUAAGAACAUCGUCAACGAGCUGGAAGACAGUUUGAAUAUGAUAGAAGAGAUCGACGGUUAUCUGAAGAUAGUACGUAGUUUCCCUCUGAUAUCUUUGAACUUUUUGAAGAGUCUACGAAUAAUAAGAGGGAAGUAUUUGGACAACAGCAAGUAUACUCUGGCCGUUCUGGACAAUCAGAACCUUCAAGAACUCUGGGACUGGAGUACUCACGGCAAGAUCAAGAUUCUCUCCAAAGAUGGCCCGGCUAAGGUCUUUUUUCAUUUCAAUCCGAAGCUAUGCUUUCAUAAGAUCGAAACUCUUAUAAAAAAAGCGGAGCUUGGAGAUUUCUCAGAACUGGAGGUUGCACCGAAUAGCAACGGCGACAAGGUAGCUUGCAACGUUACGGAAUUGAAAACGAUCGUCACAAAGACUACGUCGGACGCAGCAUUGAUCGAAUGGGAACAAUUCACUCAUCACGAUCCUAGAUCGUUAUUGGGAUACGUGGUGUACUUCAUCGAAGCACCAAAUGAAAACGUGACGAUGUACGAUGGCAGAGAUGCUUGCGGAGGCGAUGGCUGGAGAGUCGACGACGUUUCUGCCAUCGAAGGAUCAACCAAACCAAUCGCUACCAAUUACACGGAAGCUGAAAAGCCAAGUUACCUCUCUCAUAUUUUAACUCAAUUGAAACCGUUCACGCAAUACGCCUUUUAUGUAAAAACGUACACCAUCGCCACGGAGAGAUCCGGUGCUCAAAGCAAAGUCACGUAUUUCACGACGAAACCUCACGCACCUAGCGCGCCUAGAGGUCUCUCAACUUACAGUAAUUCUAGCAGCGAGCUCAUCGUCUCUUGGUUACCACCGUUAAGGAAAAACGGUAAUCUCACGCACUAUAGAAUCGUUGGACGUUGGGUACCGGAUGACUCGAACUUUAUCGAUCAGAGAAACUACUGCGACGAACCGAUGUCCUUGCCGGAAAAGAAGUCAAUGUCGGUAAUGGCCGAAGAAGAGAGAAAACGCGCGGAGGAAGAAAAGGAAUUAGCGAAGAUACCGGAAACAACAUCCUGCGACUGUGCGGAUCGAGAAAUGGAUCAGUCGUUGCGCGAAAAGGAAGUUUCCAGUUCUAUCGCAUUCGAGGACGCUUUGCACAAUCAGGUUUAUGUGAAACGAAUAGAUGCUCGUAGGAGACGCGACACCAGCGAGAUAUUUGAGAUAAUCAAGAAAAGAGAUCAUAGUUAUUACUCCGAGAAAGAGUCGACGGCCGAUAAACAAGUGAACAGUACUUACGUCGUAUUCGAAAGAGAGGUGCCUAGUCCAAAUCUCAGUUUCGUCAUGAAGAAUCUUCGACACUUUGCCUAUUAUAAUAUCGAGGUGCAAGCCUGUCGAGAGGUUGUGAAGAAUGAUACGAAUGAUACUUGCUCGACGAAGAGUAUGAAGACCUAUCGGACAUUACCACUGGAUAGUGCCGAUAAUAUCCCUGUUAAUACCUUCAGAUUGAGCAUUUCUGGUGAGAAUAAUAGUCUGACAACUGUCACGCUUUAUUGGGCAGAGCCACCGCAACCUAAUGGCUUGAUCGUUACCUAUCAAAUCGAAUAUAAGAGAGUGGACAUACAGAACAUAAAAGCAACCGUAGUCUGCAUCACCAGACGCGAUUUUACCAAAGCUGGCAAUUCCUACGUUCUCAAAGAUCUCCCAGCUGGUAAUUAUUCCAUCAAGGUCAGAGCUACCAGCCUCGCCGGAAAUGGAAAUUACACGGAGGCACAAUACUUCUUUAUCAAGGAAUACAGCAGCUUAGGACUGUUUUGGAUACUGUUUUGGUCUAUACUGUGCAGUCUCUUCGCAGUUAUGAUAUUCGUAGCGUUUUAUGUCUGUAAAAGAAAGUUUAUGCGAAAUGUUCCUAGUAGGAGACUCAUAGCAACGGUUAAUCCCGAAUACGUGAGCUCGGUUUACGUGCCCGACGAAUGGGAAGUACCCAGAAAGAAAAUUCAUGUUUUGAAAGAAUUAGGAAAUGGUUCCUUUGGUAUGGUUUACGAGGGUUUAGCUAGGGACGUUGUCAAAGGGAAGCCCGAAGUUCGUUGCGCUGUUAAAACAGUCAAUGAAAAUGCGACCGAUAGAGAAAGAAUAGAAUUUCUUAACGAAGCGUCCGUCAUGAAAGCUUUCAACACUCAUCACGUGGUAAGAUUGCUCGGUGUGGUGUCUCAAGGACAACCAACCUUGGUAGUAAUGGAGCUAAUGGUGAACGGUGAUUUGAAGACUUAUUUGAGAAGUCAUAGACCCGACGUCUGCGAAAAUUUCUCGAGGCAGCCACCGACCUUGAAAAGAAUCUUACAAAUGGCGAUCGAAAUAGCCGACGGUAUGGCUUAUCUUGCUGCAAAGAAAUUCGUUCACAGAGAUUUGGCAGCGAGAAAUUGUAUGGUAGCCGAAGAUCUUACAGUUAAGAUCGGUGACUUUGGAAUGACCAGAGAUAUAUAUGAGACUGAUUAUUAUCGGAAAGGUACCAAAGGUCUUUUACCUGUUAGAUGGAUGGCACCGGAAAGCUUGAAGGAUGGUGUCUUUACAAGUUUCUCCGAUGUUUGGAGUUAUGGUGUCGUUUUAUGGGAAAUGGUAACUCUUGCCUCGCAACCUUAUCAAGGUUUAUCGAAUGAUCAGGUAUUGCGGUAUGUAAUAGAGGGAGGUGUUAUGGAACGUCCUGAGAAUUGUCCAGACUCCCUUUACAAUUUAAUGAGACGUACUUGGUGCCAUAAAGCAACAAGAAGACCGACCUUCAUCGACAUAGCUACCAUAUUGUUGUCAGAUGUCAAUUUGGAAGCUUUCGAACGUGUCAGCUUUUAUCACAGUCCUGAAGGUAUCGAAGCAAGAAAUCAGAAUAUAUCUCAUUCGCCGCAAACGGACAAGGACCUAGAGAUGACGACUCUUCAAGAUUUACGCGAAGAGGAAGUCGAAGGUGAAGAGGAUUCUCCGUUGCGUCAAGACUUUGGUGAUUUUGCUAGUUUCGAACCGACCAGUAUUAAAAACAGUUUGAGUCCUCGUUACACGGUGGAACAAUACGGUGAGAAUUCCAAAACGACGACGAACUUCCAUGACAUGAAUUCGUCUAAGGUACCAUUGAAAGCAGGCUUCGAUGAUUUCGAUGGUAUUUCUGGAGAUUCUUUAGCGUCCAGCAAAGAUACUUUGAACUUGCCGUUCGUCGAGGAUAGUUUAAAAUCAGUGAAAAAUUCACCAUACAUACAUGCCAAAAGUACAUCAAGAGGAAACGUUAGUCAAACGUCGACAGCAAGAUCAACGAGUCCUCAGAGUUUGAUCAAGCAACAACAACAACAACAACAACAACAACGAACAUAUACAGAGAGUCCAAAUUCUAUGAAAUUUAAAUCAAGGAAUCCUGAUUAUGAAAAUAGUAGUCCAGAGAUAUUAGCAAACAUUGAAAAAAAGGCUACGAUCCCAUUAGAAUUAUCAUCGGUAGACACGGUAGAUAUUGGUAUCGACAUUGAUAAAAAGGAUGGACUCUCAUCGACGGUUGAAUAUGUUAAUAAACCAGAGACAUUGAACAAUGGUUACAUUGGUGGUAAUAAUACAACAACGUAGUCUAUGUAAAUCAAACUCUCCUCGAAUUAUAUUAAGCAACAAAGACUCAGCGCAGACCAUUUAUUUCUAAUAUCGCUAUGAACAAAGAGAGAAUGAGAGAGAGAGAGAGAGAGAGAGAGAAUGAGAGAAUGAGAGAGAAAGAAAGAGGAGAGUUGUUGUAAAAAAGGCAGUGUCUAAAACGAAGGAAAUAUAUUUCUGAUCCAUUUA
Messenger RNA from Vespula pensylvanica (western yellowjacket), 5480 nucleotides. It is a transcript of the gene InR-2, whose product is annotated as insulin-like receptor. The transcript is spliced from 11 exons. Gene Ontology annotation, molecular function: insulin receptor activity; ATP binding; insulin receptor substrate binding. Lineage: Eukaryota; Metazoa; Arthropoda; Insecta; Hymenoptera; Vespidae. The record is from RefSeq and is a predicted model, not a curated record. Gene Ontology annotation, biological process: cell surface receptor protein tyrosine kinase signaling pathway; positive regulation of phosphatidylinositol 3-kinase/protein kinase B signal transduction; multicellular organism development. Bases 207 to 5273 code for a protein of 1688 amino acids. Gene Ontology annotation, cellular component: insulin receptor complex; axon; membrane.